AUGUGGCAAACACAAGGUAUGCAGAUUACCCAAAACAACAAAGAAAACCUGCUGCAGAAAAAUGAAGACAAGCUACCUACCCUCGGGAUGACCUCAGCGAUUUCUGUAGCAGCCCCAAAACCAACAGACUUGGUCCAAACUAAGGAACUCAUAGAAACAUUGAAACCGUUCGAUUCAUUCGAAAGUGAACAAGAACUCAACAAAAGGAUGCAUAUUUUAGGAAAAUUGUAUACUUUAGUGAAACAAUGGAUUAAAGAGGUCUCCCUUAGGCAUAAUUUGCCUGAAAGUGUUGCAGAAAGUGUAGGAGGAAAAGUUUACACAUUCGGUAGUUACAGAUUGGGAGUUCACAGUAAAGGGGCCGAUAUUGAUGCCCUUUGCGUAGCUCCCCGACAUAUUUGCAGGGCCGAUUUCUUCUCGUCAUUCUACGAACUACUCAAGCAACAACCCGAAGUCACAGAUUUAAGGGCUGUAGAGGAGGCUUAUGUACCUGUAAUUAAAAUGACUUUCGAUGGCAUAGAAAUAGAUAUGCUUUUUGCGCAAUUACUUCUUAAGGAAAUCCCCGAUUCUAUGGAUUUGAAAGAUGAUAUGCUGCUGAAGCAUCUGGAACCUAAAUGUGUGCGCAGUUUGAACGGUUGUAGAGUUACUGACGAGAUCCUAAGACUGGUGCCUAACAUUGAAAACUUUAGGCUCGCCUUGAGAGCCAUUAAACUAUGGGCGAAAAGACACGGUAUAUACAGUAACGUACUAGGAUAUUUGGGUGGUGUAUCUUGGGCAAUGCUCGUUGCAAGAACUUGCCAAUUGUAUCCAAACGCAGCUCCUUCGACGCUGGUUAACAAGUUCUUUUUAAUAUUUUCAAAGUGGCAAUGGCCACAGCCAGUAUUACUAAAACAACCGUCGAACGCUAAUCUUGGUUUCGUCGUUUGGGAUCCUAGGGUAAAUAUUCAAGACAGGUAUCACUUGAUGCCGAUCAUUACGCCAGCUUAUCCGCAACAAAACUCCACGUUCAACGUAUCUAAUUCAACCAGAACCAUAAUGGUGGAGGAGUUCAAGCAAGGUCUAAUCAUCACGGACGAUAUAAUACUAGGUAAAUGUUCGUGGGACAAACUGUUCGAACGUCCUCCUUUCUUCACCAAGUACAAGCAUUUCAUCGUACUACUGGCCAUGGCCGAAAACGCCGACGACCACCUCGAAUGGUGCGGUCUCGUAGAAAGCAAAGCCAGAUUACUAGUAGGCAAUUUGGAACGAAACCCUUACAUAACACUAGCGCACAUCAACCCGGAGAGCUACGCCAUGCUGGAAUCGGCCAAAGAGCCGAACACGUUGUGCUCCAUGUGGUUCAUCGGGCUCGAGUUCGCCAAAACCGAGAACAUCAGCGUCGAUCUGACGCGCGACAUUCAAACGUUCACCGAGCACGUCAGCAACCACGCGGCCACCAUUCAAAUGUGGAAGACCGGCAUGAGCAUCGACGCCAAGCACGUCAAGAGGAAACAGCUCUCCCAGUAUCUGGCGCCCGGUUUGAUCAAGCGCGAGAGGAAAUUGAGCGUCAGCGCGAAGAACGGCUUAGCCGCCGACGCCAAUAGGAAACGGACGACGGCCGAGGCUUCACACGACGGCGAAGGCGUCAGUAAAAAGAACAUGAGAUUGUCCGAAGAUAUCAAUCCUCAAUUUGACGAAAGUUCCAACAACUCGAUCAACAUAGAUUCGAGUAGUAACAUAAGUCUAGCGGGUUCGGAUUGCAGUAUUAACAACAUAUCGCCGGAAACGACUCCAUCCCAUCCGUCGGCGAAUGCGGCGGGGGCGGCGGGCGGCGUGCCGGAGGCGGUGUGUACGUGA
Messenger RNA from Phyllotreta striolata, 1833 nucleotides. The record is from the annotation of a GenBank genome assembly. NCBI's taxonomy places the organism in Eukaryota, Metazoa, Arthropoda, Insecta, Coleoptera, Chrysomelidae.